AUGGCGGAGGAGGUUUCUCAAAAAAAGGCUGGCUCAGGUCUUGUCGCCCCUGUUGUUGCUGUUCUUGCUUCGGACUUUUCUGGCUCUCCUGUCGCUUCUAGUCCUUCCGUUGCUGCUUCUUUAUCUGCUUCUGCUCUUUCUGCUGCUGCUUCUUCUCUUUCUGCUGCUGCUUCUUCUCUUUCUGCUGCUGCUUCUGCUUCUGUUUUUCAUGCUGCUUCUGCUGCUUCUGCUGCUUCCGUUUCUGCUUCUGCUUCUGCUUUUCCUGUUCCUCCCGCGCCUUCUGUUGCUUCCUUUGCUGCCGCAACUUCUGUCUCUCGCGUUGCGCCUGAACCAAUCGAACAUUUGCCAUGUUUCCAUGAUGAUGAUGAUAAGGCCGGCGACCAGGACGAUGAUCUCAAUAAUGAGAAGGAAUGGCUAAGAGGAGCAGUUCACUAUUGUGCCACUUGA
Molecule: messenger RNA, 447 nt
Organism: Drechmeria coniospora
Lineage: Eukaryota; Fungi; Ascomycota; Sordariomycetes; Hypocreales; Ophiocordycipitaceae
Exons: 2
Coding region: 1-447 (148 amino acids)
Source: RefSeq, a predicted model, not a curated record